AUGGAGGACUCGGAGCGUUUCCCCGGUCCGGCGGGUACUCCCACACCAUCCGGGGCGGGGACUAUCAAGAGGAUCCGAUUGGAGAACUUCAUGUGCCACAGUAAUCUACAGAUUGAGCUCGGCCCGCGGGUCAAUUUCAUCACCGGCCAGAAUGGGAGUACGUCUCUUUUUACCCCCUUUGUCUCGUUGGCGCCUCUUUGUGGUAAAAGUGCAAUACUUGCUGCAAUUUGCGUAGCCUUCGGAAGCAGAGCUAAGGGGACGCAGAGGGCGGCCACACUGAAGGAUUUCAUAAAAAAUGGUUGCAGUCAUGCUGCUGUUGAAGUGGAAAUAAAAAAUGAAGGACAUGAUGCAUUUAAGCAUGAUAUUUAUGGCGAUGCCAUAAUUUUAGAGCGUCGAAUCAAUCAGUCCGGUGGCUCCAUGACUCUAAAGGAUCACCGAGGAAGAAAAGUUGCAGGUCGGAAAAAUGAUAUUCAGGAGCUCAUUGAUCAUUUUAAUAUUGAUGUGGAGAAUCCUUGUGUAGUGAUGAGUCAAGACAAAAGUAGGGAGUUCCUGCAUUCUGGGAACAAGAAAGACAAAUUCAAGUUUUUCUUCAAGGCUACUCUUCUUCAGCAAGUUAAUGAUACCUUGCAAAGGAACACGGAAGGACUGAAGUCAGUAAGUGCCGCUGUUGAUGAAGACGAGGCUUCUAUUAAACCAGUAGAGAAAGAACUUGAAGACUUGCAGAGAAAAAUUAGAAACAUGAAGCAUUUGGAAGAAAUUUCUCAGGAGAUAGAGGUUUUGACGAAGAAGCUAGCAUGGGCAUUGGUUUAUGAUGUAGACAAGAAAAAAAAGGAGCACAUUGUGAUGAUGGACACACUCAAACAACGUGUUCCUGCUUGCCAAAGAAAGAUAGAUGAACAACUAGCUAAGAUGGAAUCGCUCAAGGAAAAAUCAUCAAAGAAGAAGGGUCAAAUUGAUUGCCUGAUUGUCAAAGCAUCGGAAGUGAAGAGUAAGCAGAAGGAAUUCGAGGAGUCUAUUUCUAUGGCCAGAAAGGAGAAGAUUGAGUUAGAAGAAAAGCAUAAGCGUGCUACUAAUCAGAUUGACGACAAGGAGAAACAAGUAUCAAAACUUAAGCGGCAAAUUGAGGAAAUUAAAGAGCAGCAUCUUAGAAACACACAGGCUGAAAAAUCUGAAACAGAGGAAAAGAUCAGAGAACUUAAACGCACAAUAGAUGCUGCAACCGACUCACUCUCAAGGUUAGAGAAUGAGGAAUUUGGCUCAACAGAUUACAGGGAUAAGAUAGAAGGUGAAACUGAUGAGAUUGCUAAACAGAUUUCAGAUAACGAGAGAAAACAAAAUGUUCAUCGGUCAGCCAUUAUAGAGCUUCAAAAUAACAGAAGAAACAAGGUCACAGCAUUUGGAGGAGGUAAAGUCCUUCAACUUCUGCGUGCAAUUGAAAACCAUCGUCAUCAAUUUAAAAGGCCACCAAUAGGUCCAAUUGGCGCUAAUAUGGCCUUAGCAAAUGAUGAUCGAUGGGCUCUAGCUGUUGACUGUGCGCUUGGGAAGCUGCUCAAUGCGUUCAUUGUGACAAAUCAUAGUGAUUCUGUUCUUCUAAAAAAUUGUGGAAGAGAAGCAAAUUAUGGUCACCUGAGAAUCUACAUAUAUGACUUCGAACGACCAAGGUUAAACAUACCUCCUCAUUUGCUUCCCGGUACAAAUCACCCAACUGUUCUAUCUGUUAUACAUUCCAGCUAUGAUACAUUGCUGAAUGUGCUGAUAGAUAUGGGUAAUGCAGAAAGGCAAGUCCUUGUCAAGGACUAUGACACCGCCAAGGCAGUUGCUUUUGAUCAAAGAAUGUCAAAUGUGCAUGAGGUUUACACGUCAGAUGGAUAUAGAAUGUUCUGUCGCGAGUCAGUGCAGACAGUGCUUCCCCCAAAUCAGUGGCUUAGUAAGCGUCUAUGUGCUUCAUUUGAUGAUCAAAUCAUUGAUCGUGAGCAACAGGUCCAGGUUCUUGCUAAAGAAGCUGAAGAUCUACGACAGAGGAAGCGGGAUUCUGAGGGAAGUCUACAUAGUCUUGGAGAAACACUGCGGUCAGCGAAGAAGAAACGCUGGGACGCUGAGCGGGAGUUGGCAUCUAUGAAACUAGAGCUGGAGGAUUUGGAGCGAUCAACUGACAGUGCUAGUAUGUCGCUGCCAACAUCAACUUUGGAUGAGCUUCAUGAAGAAAUUUCUAAGAUAGAAGAAGAGAUAAAGCACAAACAGACUACUGUAGAAAAGCUUCAGUUUGAAAUUGGAAAAGCUGAAGCAAAAUUUAAGGCUCUGAAGAUCUCCUUUCAGAGUUUAUGUGAUUCAGCAAAAGAAGAUUUCAAGACCCUGGAUGAUGCUGAGAUUGAGCUGACGAAGAUUGAGACUGAUCUGAAGACUGCUGAGAUGCAAAAAGAGCAUUACGAGAGUGUAAUGGCGACUAAAGUCAUUGUCAAGAUUGAAAAUGCCGAGGCAAAGCUUAGGGAGCUCGAAGAUGAGCGACAGGAAAGAUACAGGAAGGCUUCCAUCAUUUGUCCAGAGAGUGAUCUUGAAAAUUUAGGAGGAGCAUCAGAUGGACUAGAUAGCAGCAGUCCAGAGCAACUCAGUGCCCAUUUAAGUAUACGGAAAGAUAGGCUUCACAAGGAGAGUCAGCAGUAUGUCUGCGUGAAAGCAUUAGAGUUGCGGUGGAAGAAGUUCGAGAGCAAUAAGAACAGCGCAAGGCGUGAUUUAACUUGGAAGUAUGAUUUUCCACUUGCUUAG
This is a messenger RNA of Linum tenue, 2763 nucleotides long. NCBI's taxonomy places the organism in Eukaryota, Viridiplantae, Streptophyta, Magnoliopsida, Malpighiales, Linaceae. The record is from the annotation of a GenBank genome assembly.